This is a messenger RNA of Octodon degus (degu), 2629 nucleotides long. It is a transcript of the gene Znf483, whose product is annotated as zinc finger protein 483. The transcript has 6 exons. The coding region runs from base 199 to 2535 and encodes 778 amino acids. Lineage: Eukaryota; Metazoa; Chordata; Mammalia; Rodentia; Octodontidae. The record is from RefSeq and is a predicted model, not a curated record. Gene Ontology annotation, biological process: negative regulation of transcription by RNA polymerase II. Gene Ontology annotation, molecular function: RNA polymerase II cis-regulatory region sequence-specific DNA binding; DNA-binding transcription repressor activity, RNA polymerase II-specific.
GGCGUGCGCGCGCAGCAGCUGCGGGACGAGCUUCUGGAAGCUCCUUGAGGAGGAGCUGGCUGUGGACGCGGUUGCAGAGUUACUACAAGACUAUACUGGAUCCCUGGAAACCUCAAUAUUUGACUGUGUAUGGUGCUUAUUGGUGAACUGUAUUGAUUUUCAAUUUAUAGGGGACUGAAACCCUGCUUGUAAUACACAAUGCAAGCUCUGGUACCCUUGAACAAGAUGACUGCCGUCUUUGAAGACCCUCCAGCGCUGACCUCAAGUAAACAAAACAAGAUCCCAGAAGUAAAUACUUCUGGGAAUCAAGGAGCUAUCUUAAAAGAAGAUAUUGCUGACCUAGAGUCUUUCAGACAGAAGUUCAGGUUGUUUCGUUACUCGCAAGAGGCUGGACCCAGGAAAGCCCUGACUCAACUCUGGGAGCUCUGUGUUCGGUGGCUAAGACCAGACAUUCAUACAAAAGAACAGAUUUUAGAACUAUUAGUGUUUGAGCAAUUCCUGACCACUUUGCCUGGGGAGAUCAGAAUUUGGGUCAAGUCACAAAACCCUAAGAGUAUUGAGGAGGUGGUGACGCUGGUAGAGGACUUAACACAAACAUGUGAGGAAAAGGAAGCUUCAACUGUUCAAGAUUCUGCUAUUGACCAAGAGGAUAACUCAGAAGCAGAUAAACUGGUUGCUGUUCCAAAUACAGAGACAUGUGAACCAAUAGCAUUCAAAGAUGUGGUCAUGAGCUUUUCCAGAAGAGAGUGGAGGAAGCUAGAGCCUUCUCAAAAGGAGCUGUUUAAGGAUGUGCUGCUGGAAAACUUAAAACACUUAGAAUUUCUGGGCUUUCAAGUUUCCAAAUUAGAUUUGAUUUCCCAGCUAAAAUGGGUUGAAUUACCAAGACUGGUAGAAAGAAAACUCUUAAAAGACUCCAGGGCAGAAUGUGAGCCUAAAGGAGAAUUGGAGGAGGUAUCUGCUCAAAACCGUGAUGUUUUUAUGGAAGAAUUAACUUUAGAGAAAAUAAUAGAAGAAUGCUUCAAGGAUGAUGGUUGUGGCCUGAUGGCAGAAUUCCAGAAACGUUACAGCAAAUCCAAGGAAGACCAUAGCAAACAACAACAUUCAAAAGGAUCACUUACAGAAAAGGAAGCUCACAGGAAAAGUAAUAUGGGUGAAAUAGUAGACCCAGAAAAGAGCCCCUUUCGAAAGAAACUCAAAUGGACUGCUGACAAUCUUAAACAUCUGAAAUCCUUCUUAAAAAACAAGCCUAAGAAGUAUAAUGAAUGCAAGAAACCCUUCAGUUUUCAUUCAGGUGCUGGUCUGAACUACAAAGAAAAUACUGCAGAAAAGUCAAAGAAACACAGUGAAGCUGGAAAGGGCCCUACUCACUCUUCAUCUCUUACUGAACAUCAGAAAAACAAAAAAAUUCAUUCAGAAAAUAGAUCCCAACAUCAGAAAAACAAGAAAAUUUGUUCAGGAAAUAGAACCCAGAAGUGCAGUAACUGUGGGGUAGCAUUUACACAAAGUUUAUCCCAUUCGAAGACAGAAAACUCUACCUGUGAAAAAUGUUACAAGAAAUUACAUCAAGAUGGAACCUCAAAGAAAGAUGAUGAAACUAAAACUGUUAAAACUACUCAUAAAUGUAGUAAAUGUGGAAAAGGUUUUUGCUGUCGUGUACCCCCCAGCAAACACAAACCUGACACUGGAGAGAAACCUGGUAUAUGUAUUGAAUGUAGAAAAACUCGUAGUAGUAGUUCAUCACACAAGCCACCUCCCAAAAAGAAGAAGAAUAUAAACAAACCCUACAAAUGUGAACACUGUGAAAAAGGCUUCACCCUGUUGACCGAUUUUAUUAAGCAUAAAAGAAUUCAUACUGGGGAAAAACCUUUUAAGUGCAAAAAUUGUGGGCGAGCCUUCAGUGACAGUUCAUCUCUUUCUCAACACAACCGAACUCAUACUGGAGAAAAACCUUAUAAAUGUAAUGAUUGUGGGAAAUCCUUCACUCAUAGCUCUUCCCUUGCCAAACAUCAGAGAAUUCAUACUGGAGAGAAACCAUACACAUGUGAUGAAUGUGGACAAGCCUUUAGACAGGCUUCUUGCCUUAAACGACAUCAGAGAAGUCACAGUGGAGAAAAACCAUAUUCGUGUAAUGAUUGUGGUGUGAAGUUUACCCUUUUCUCAUCUCUAGUAUAUCAUCAAAGACUUCAUAGAGGAGAAAAACCCUACAAAUGUGACCAAUGUGAGAAAGCCUUUGGUGCCCUUUCCCUACUUACUCGUCAUGUGAGAAGCCAUACAGGUGUGAAUCCGUACAAAUGUAAAGACUGUGGGAAAACUUUCAGGCAGAGUUCAUCUCUUAAUAAACAUUACCGAACUCAUACUGGAGAGAAACCCUAUGUAUGUGACUUUUGUGGAGCAAGCUUUAGUCGGAGCUCAACCCUUGUAGAACAUGUAAAAAUUCAUACCAGAACAAGUGACUAUGAAUGUAAUAAAUGUGACAAAAAAUUUAAAAGUACUUCAGGCCUUUUCAGACACAAGGCGUCUCACGCUGCAGAGUAGUUCUGCAAGUACAAUGAGAUAUUCAUCCCUCUUCAUUUCAAGGAUGUCACCUGCUGAUAAAUAAUAAUAGAGUUGAUAAAGCUAUGUAGAAAGU